AUGCGGAACAUCCUCCGGCCACUCAUCUCCAGCCACCGCUCACGUGUCCGUACACCGCGAUAUAGAGCCAUGAGUUCCGGGGGUAAUGGAGGCUACACCGUGACCGUCAGUGCGCCUGCUGCUUUAGGUGCGGUGCCCGAGACGGCCGAGGAAAAGAGUCACUGGGUGCGAGAUGGGGGCACAGGCGAACCCAAGGGGUUUGUGAAUCCGUGGGAGAGCGCUCAUGAUUUUUCUUUCCCGGAAAUAUUCAAGGCGAUGAUGCACCACAAGUUCCUUUCUGGAAAUAGCAAUAGGCCGGAUACCACGCCUCCGACUGUCACGGUCACCAAGCCCGAGUUCCUCCCAUCGAGGACGGGCUCUCAGGCUAUGCGUGCGAUAUGGCUGGGACAUGCGUGUUACUACAUCGAGUUUCCCAGUGGCAUACGCGUUCUAUUUGAUCCUGUGUUUGAAGACCGCUGUUCUCCGGUUUCCUGGUUCGGCCAUAAAAGAUUCACUCCUACGCCGUGCAACAUUUCUGAUAUUCCAAUUAUUGACUGCGUUGUCAUCAGCCACUCCCAUUACGACCAUCUCUCUCACCCUAGUGUCGUGGAAAUCCAAAAACAUCACCCCGCGGUCCAGUUCUUUGUCCCCAAAGGCCUGAAGAAAUGGUUUACAGAGUGCGGCAUUAUCAACGCCGUCGAGCUCGACUGGUGGGAAGACGCCGACCUCACACUAUCCAAACUGCCAGCCGACAACAAGCCGGAAUCACCAUCCUCCGACAGUAACAACAUGACAGCAAGAAUCUCCUGCCUCCCCUGCCAACACACAUCAGCACGCACCCCCUUUGAUAAGGCCAGCACCCUAUGGGCUUCAUGGUCCGUUUCCUCCGGCGGAAAAUCCGUCUACUUUGCCGGCGACACAGGCUACCGUGCAGUUCCCCGGGUACCCAAGGGGGUCGACGACUGGGGUGCCGAUCUCGCCCAUCUGCCCGUUUGCCCUGCUUUUAAACAGAUUGGCCAGUUCCGGGGCCCGUUUGAUCUUGGGCUGAUUCCUAUUGGAGCAUAUAUGCCGCGGCAUGUAUUGAGUCCUGUGCAUUCGAAUCCGUAUGACUCUGUUGAGAUCUUCAAGGAUACGCAGUGCAAAAAGGCCAUGGCGAUGCAUUGGGGGACAUGGGCGGUGGCUGAGGAGAAUGUGCUGGAGCCGCCGCAGUUGCUUAAGAAGGCGCUGGCUAAGAGCGGGCUUGCUGAGAGUGGUCUUUUUGAUAUUUGCGAUAUUGGCGAGAGUAGGGAGUUUUGA
Talaromyces rugulosus is the source of this 1275-nucleotide messenger RNA. RefSeq lists its product as uncharacterized. NCBI's taxonomy places the organism in Eukaryota, Fungi, Ascomycota, Eurotiomycetes, Eurotiales, Trichocomaceae. The record is from RefSeq and is a predicted model, not a curated record. Gene Ontology annotation, cellular component: membrane-bounded organelle; cytoplasm. The transcript is spliced from 3 exons. Gene Ontology annotation, molecular function: zinc ion binding; N-acylphosphatidylethanolamine-specific phospholipase D activity. Gene Ontology annotation, biological process: N-acylethanolamine metabolic process; N-acylphosphatidylethanolamine metabolic process. Bases 1 to 1275 code for a protein of 424 amino acids.